Mytilus trossulus (common blue mussel) is the source of this 1978-nucleotide messenger RNA. RefSeq lists its product as uncharacterized. NCBI's taxonomy places the organism in Eukaryota, Metazoa, Mollusca, Bivalvia, Mytilida, Mytilidae. The record is from RefSeq and is a predicted model, not a curated record. The transcript has 2 exons. The coding region runs from base 206 to 1951 and encodes 581 amino acids.
UGGAAAGUCAAGUAUACAUUAUCCGGUAUAUGGGAAUGACAGGAUGUCCUCACACUUCAAUCUAAUGUUAUAUUGUUACAUAUUACAAGCUAAGUGAACUGUUUAUUUAUGAAAUUAUUAUACUAUGUUAGAAGUUAUGAUGUCUCAGGUCUACUCAAAAUUGUUUGACUAUUAUCAUCAGUAAACAAUAUUUUAUCAGCACAGAAUGGAAGAGAAACUCGAUGGUCAGAAAAGAAACUCAAGAUGUAGAAGUCUUUAUGAGGUAAUAAAUGAAGAAAAACGAAAAUCAAAGCAUAGUUCCUACAGUUCGGGCACCUCAGAAGUUGACUGUAUCAUUGCUGAAACCAGUAUAUCUGAAGCCGUUGUAACAAGUGUUUCAACAGAAACGUUUGUUGUACUAGAACCUGGUAGUACGGUUAAACUAAGUGUAAGUGAACAUAAGGGUAAAUCUGACGACAUUAAAAAGCCUUCAACAGCUGAUAUAGAGAAAGAUAAUACUAAAGUUGAUGUCAAAUUGAUACCACAAAAAGAAGAGAUGCCACAAGCAGAAAAUAUCGUUAACAGUGUGGUAUCUGAACCAGAUACUAAGCCUGAAGAUGCAAUCGUGAAAGUUGAAACUUUGAAGAAAGUCGAGACGAAAGACAAAAAGAGCACAAAUAAAAGCGCCAAUAAAGAAUCGAAAGCGACAAAGUCAAAAAACGAUUCAGAAAAAGAAAUUACCACAGACAACACUGAGAAAAACGUCUCUAUAACAAAAGUUGAUACACAAUCGAACUUAAAGGAUGACAAAAUACAAAAAAGCGAGCCUUCGAAGACCGAAGGUGAAACAUCAUUAGAGCCGUCACAAGAAUCAGCAUCAGCCGCUUCGGAUGCUUUAUUACAAUCAGAGUUGAUUUAUUCACCUGAAGAAGUUGCUGUUAUUGCACAGAAACUAACAAUGGCUUUGGCAAAGCAGAUGAUAGAAGUCACCUCAAACUUUGGUAAAGAAAUGAUAAGCGCUGCAAACGAUACAUUGACAUUAUUCAACGGUUCCACACUCGAAUUAGCAGAUGUCGAUUACUUUGUUAUUUAUAAAGCUGACAACCCACAGCCGGGCGAUGGGAUUUCGUUUAUAGCACGAAUGGAAUUGGGGACGAAUGCUAUUACUAAAGUAGUACCAGUGAGUCCUACCAAAGCAUGGGUUUCUUACUAUGGUGGAGGAAUAAAACUAAUCGACACCGUUAAGGAAGCAGUGGUUAAUAAAAUUGACAUUCCAGGUCUGGAAACCAUAGCAACACCUGAUGAAACCUUUUUAUUCACAACCAACAUAAAAAAUUCUAACGUAGAGAAAAUGCACACGGUUGGAGAAGGUACAUUUGGGUCUGCGCCUAUCAUCAAACUGUGUAAGUGUAGAAUUGCGUGUGUGUCGAUGACAAAAUCUGGUAGAAAUAUAAUGAUUUGUGUGGAAAAAAGACAUUCGUUUCUAUGCAUACCUGGUAAAAGCGAGAUUGUUAUUCAAAUACACGAACUGAAUGGUAAACGCAGAAAGGAGUUGAAACCUAAAGUCGAUGGUAAACAGACCCCGACCUUGAAAGGUUAUCCCAUAGUGAUGUGUGAGAAUGUGAAUGGGGAUAUAUGUAUUGCAUCAUUUAGUAGCGUAGAUCAUUCAUGCUCCGUUGAAGUGUACGAUAAACAUCUAGAACGACGCUUUGUUUAUGACGGCGAUAAAACCCUGUCCCCUCGUUUCAUGUGUGAGGAUAUUUGCACCGACAGCAAAGGAAACAUUCUUAUGCUGGACAAUUCUCUCAAAUGCGUGCAUAUCGUUAACACAGAUGGUGUUCUCGUCAAAUUGAUAACAACAGCAAAAUAUCAAAUUGAAAAUCCAAAAUGUAUAAAUAUUGACCCGGAAGGACGGCUUUGGAUAGGUCAGGGUCCUCCUGCUCAAAUGAUCAUCUUGGAAUAUAUUGUGUAAAUAAUAUAAUAUGAUACAGAAAUAAAA